Molecule: messenger RNA, 711 nt
Organism: Cydia pomonella (codling moth)
Lineage: Eukaryota; Metazoa; Arthropoda; Insecta; Lepidoptera; Tortricidae
Exons: 2
Coding region: 84-371 (95 amino acids)
Cellular component (GO): extracellular region
Molecular function (GO): chitin binding
Source: RefSeq, a predicted model, not a curated record
AAAUUUAUCUGAUUUAAAGAUCUAAGGUUUUCGUAUAAAAUAACGAUAACACCUUCCUUUGCUGUCAUUGUAAAAUAUCCACAAUGUUCUGCAAACUUAUUCUGGGCUUGGUUCUGCUGGGAGCUGCAAGCUACGCUGAGGAAUUCGAGAACGAUAUACCCGAGAAAUGCAAGACCAUGUCCGUCACCCCCGUAAGCUGUCCGUUCCCGUCCAGUGACGGCUUGCACCCGCACCCGGACGCCUGCGACCUGUUCUACUACUGCCCGCCGGGCCACGUGGCGCCCAUCUGCCGGCAGUGUCCGGCCGGGCUGCACUUCCACCCGGACACGCAUGUCUGCGACCACGCGGACCGAUCCGGGUGCCGUAAAUAGUUUCCCAAACUGAUACUGGAUACUGAUACCAAAGAGAAUUGAUUGUAAUAGAGAGGUAAAGCCUAAGAAAAAAAACGUGUUUGACAUCUAAAACAGAUGGCGCUGUACUUCGCCAUAUGUUUUGCGGUUACUGAAUUGUCAAACGUCAACUUUUGACAAUUUGAGUUAUUACCGCAAUGUAUGGAGCUGUACAGCGCCAUUCGUUUACCUGUCAAGUUCGAAGCCCGAAAUAGUAUUAGAUUUUACACAUCUUGCUCAAUCAAUGUAUCUUUACUGAUACCUAUUGAAGAUAUUUAGAGAUGUAAUAAAUUCAUAUUACAGCAUUAUUCGAAAUGAUAAA